This is a messenger RNA of Chaetomium globosum CBS 148.51, 1641 nucleotides long. RefSeq lists its product as uncharacterized. NCBI's taxonomy places the organism in Eukaryota, Fungi, Ascomycota, Sordariomycetes, Sordariales, Chaetomiaceae. Gene Ontology annotation, biological process: transcription by RNA polymerase III. The transcript has 2 exons. Gene Ontology annotation, cellular component: RNA polymerase III complex. Gene Ontology annotation, molecular function: DNA binding. The record is from RefSeq and is a predicted model, not a curated record. Bases 1 to 1641 code for a protein of 546 amino acids.
AUGCCUCCGAAACCGACAACACGAGGGCGAGGCCGCGGCCGUGGUCGGGGAGGUGCAGCCCGUGGCGCGACUUCCGCUGCGGCUUCCCAGGAUGUUGCGCAACUGUCAGAAGCCGAACCGACUCCCUCGACGACAGCAGGCGCCGCCAACCCUUCAAGCUCUGCACUUAUUCCGGUAAUGACAAUAUCUUCCGAGUCAACGCCAGAGGUUUCCACACCCUCGGCGUCUUCCAGAGUACCCAGCACCACUCCCGGGCCGAGCUCGUCGACUCGUGCAUCUACCACCAACAAGUUCAAACCUAAGGCUGUCCGUCGGAGUGAAACAGAGCGCGCCCGCUUAGCCGAGGAACAAUCGAGGAUACAGGAGCAGAGGAAUGCCGAGGAGGCAAGGCGAUUAGCCCGGCUCAACCGUGGCCGAGGUCGGGGGCGUGGUCGCGGCCGUGGAGGGUUACUCCGUGGGAACUUGAGGAGUUCCACUGCCGCGGGGCCGCUGUCGGCCGGCGGCGAAGGCGGGAUUAAAGGGGAGGAGACCGCAUACGGCGCUUCGGGCAUCAUCGACAACAGUAGAAUCAAUGCCGACAUGCUCUAUAAUUACGUCGAAGUGUCGGACGAAGAAGAUCGCGCCUCGAUUACCUCGACUAAGAAGAUGAAGAAGGCCGUUUUGCCCAUGGGUAUCCGACGAGUGGAACACAAGGACGAGGGGGUGACUAUGACGACCGCGGCGGAGAUUGAGGCGCAAGAAAAGGCCGGCGCCGUCGAAACGGACUCGGACGAAGAAGGUCUCUUUGUGGGGGGUUCUACACAAGUUGAAGAUUUCGAAGAACCAGCCCAGGAAGAGGGCGCCCGGGUGGUUGUGCAGACACGCAAAAUCAAGCAGGAAGAGCCCGAGAGCGGUGCGAUGGACUUGGACGAGAUCCCAGAGGGUAUCAAAGCACCCGAGUCCCCCGAGAUGAAGAAAAAGGCGCUGGUGAACGAGCAGAAGCCUAAGAAGCUGCUGGCUGGGCCAAAGGAUACCGAAGCCGAGAUCCUCACUGAAGAUCUCCAGCACAUGAUCGAUUUGUUUACCCUCCAGGGCGAUGGCACGCUAGCCGAAGAUGGAACAACAAACAACGCCGCGCUCGAAGGCCACAUGUUCCUCUUUCAGUUCCCACCGGUGCUUCCGCCGCUACGGGUCGUCCCCCGUGACGGCACGUCGGCCAACCCAAUCUCGGUAAAGCCGGAACCGAACGAUGAUGUCGAUAUGCUAAAUCAGCCUCCGGUGAACAUUGACCUCACCCAAGACAAGGAUGAUAUGGCCAAGAAGGAAAGCGACGGCGGCGGCGAGGAUGCUGGUGAGGACGAGGAAGGUGGUGAUGAGCUUAAGGAAGGGGGUUUCCUUGGCAACCUGACUGUGCGCAAGUCCGGCAAGGUCGAGCUCAGCUGGGGCGGGCAGAAGCUGGAGCUGAUGCCAGGCAUUCAGACCAACUUCUUGUCGACGGCUGUGCUAAUUGAGCAGGCGGAUGUCAAGCCUGGCGACGCAAGCCAGAUGGACGGUGUUGCGUAUGGUAUGGGCAAAAUCCAGGGGUUGUUUUCACUCGCGCCAGUUUGGGGGGAUGAAGAAGACUGGGAAGUGGAUCCCAAAGAUUUGGGGAUCCCUGAGUAG